AUGAGCACAAAGGCUGAGAGUCCAGGCAGGCGGCGGAGAGUGUUAAGAGGGAUAUUGGGGAUGGGUGCAGGGGCGACGGAUAAGGUGACGGAGUUGGAAACCUAUCUAAGGAGCAGCCUGUAUAAGAAAAGAGAAGAAAUGAAGACUCAGAUCAAAACUUAUAUUACAAAGCAAAUUCAAGCCAUAGUAGACGCGGCGGGAAAGGCGACGUCUAGCAACGGCGUCGAUGUAUCCGGUGGGCAAGCGGCUCUACAGGGUGUUGCUGAGUUGGGUGGCAAUUUUAAAAUCGACGAACAAAAUGUACUCGUAAAGGCUCUUUUCACCGACCUUGGCGGCAAGGUGGAUGAAGGGUUGCCGAAUGGAGGAAGAGGACCAUCGGAACAAAUAAACUUAAUGGAUACACUUGGGGAAUAUAGAGAUAAAAAGCAGACGCUUACCGGUGCAAUCACGACUAUAGGAUCUAACGUGACUCAAAACCUUGACGGAACUUGUAGUGAGAACAGCGGAAUAAUUGGUGACAAGAAUACCUUCCAACAACCCUUCUCCCAAAUCAAAGAACAACUCACAGCGAUCGCCGGCCUGGUCGACAGCGACCAAACAAAGCCGGACCCACCUACCAAAAAAACAGGCGUCAAAAACUACCUGACUGAUCUUGAGAAGAUGCUUACCGAGCAACCAAAUUAUCCCCUUACCACCCAGCUAGAUAAAACGUACACCGUCCAAGGCCUCGCGCUGAUCAAGACGGAUAUUGAGGCGCUGCAAAAGGACACUGUUCCCCAGCUGACCAGCAACCUAAAUUACCUGUGCAACUCCAUUAAACGUAUUGCCAACGAAAUCGUAGGGAAUUUGGAAGUGCUGAAAAAUGAAAAAAUUGGCGAUGAGCUUAACAAAAUUUAUGAUGAUCUCAGCAAGCUUCAUACCUGCAUCCAGACUGACGUCAUCACCUUGGCAGAUAAGUUCAUCGACAAAGAAGCCGACACACAAUGCCGUCUGACGAUCUCGCUGCUUCACACCUGCGUAGACGGACAGGUGGACUCCGCUAUCUGCGAACUCACAGCGCAGUCCCAGAAGAAUUACGUGUCCUCUGUACAGAGCCUGUUGAUAGCCUUCGCCGAGAAGGUUCAGGGGGAGUUACAACAUUUACCGACUGAGCUUGAAAGGGACCUGGAGACAGGCCACAAAGGAUUCAUGGCGAACUUGGAGAAGUAUUUCGUUAAGAAAGUUACAGGACUUCGAGACUUGUCUCCGACGUCCCCUCCAAUAACCACAUCCAAGGGCAGGAAAAUGUAUCCACUCGGUCAGGCCGUCAUGAAAUUGAGCACUGCAUUUAGGUCAUUCUACAGCAACCUGAAAUCGCAAGAGGAUUUCACUGCCGACUCCGGGCGUCUGCAAGAUCCGAAUGACGCCCUGCUCAAUUUGCUUAACAAACUCGUCACUUCGCAGCACUUCAACCAGACAUUUAGAGAUAAUGUAGAGUCACUCGAAAAAACAUUCACUACAUUUAGUCCUCAAAUAUAUGGCGAAGCAGAGAGCCCUUUGCUACUCAACGCUUUAAAGAAUGGUUUCACAUCCCUUGUCUCCGAACUCCAGAAAGCGUACGUCUCCACAUACUCCCAGCAGAAAAUUAGGUGGGAUAACAUCGAUGACACUGAGAGAGAAAAGUACGCUAAAAUCGCCUUGACACUUACGCCCACCGUAUAUGAAGCAUUAACACAGCUCAAGGAAGGGCUUGAGAAACACGAUGAGCUGUGGACAACUUAUAGCAUUUAUAAUUCCUCGAACACUGCUAAUGCCUUACAUAAAUUAUUCUUCCGUGAAAACGGUUACGAUAGUAAGCUUCCUGUAAACGUCGCGGCCGGCGAAUUAAAUCACAAAAAAGGUUUCACUGGUAAUAAUAUUCUUACACUUCUUGAUAGUGAUACAUGUGAAUUGUUUGAGAGUAGCAAACAGCCGCUUGACGACGACACUCUGAAUGUCGACUUGGUAGAAGUUGGUGUUCUCCAAAAACUAUUUGAUCACCUUCAUAAAUACUUCGACGUCCGUCACUUACAUCACAUCGACAAACCUAGGUCACCGUGUAGCAUCUAUGACAUGUCCCUAUGGCUGUCCGGCCUCCCGCAUAACCCUGUUUAUGAAAAACUUAAGCAGCAGAUUAAGACGAUGUUCGAAGUGCCAAGUGAGACAGAUCCUUCUCAGAAAAUCGUGAAGCCUAUGAACGCCCAUCCACAACAGUUUACACAUGAUGAAAUACAUUCUGCACUUAAAGAAGUUACAGCAAACGCGUACUCACUGCUGACUGGCGUCGUCGGGCAUGGCGAUGCAGCAACGUUUUAUGCGUGCGAGUUCCCUACCAACUCCCUCAGCCUGAAAUAUCCCAGUUCCGGCGCGGAGUGUCUUGAUAUGCUGCUUGAUAUCCUUCGACGGAUUGUAGCCUACGUGAUAAGCACGGCGGCUGGCGUGACUGCUACUACGGCAAAGAUAUCAAGUCAACCAAAUGGUCCUGCAAAGACCAUGUUACCGACAAAGCUACGUGCCAACCAAAGUGCCAGGCAAACACCAAAGCAAGCUGCCGACCAACGUCUCCACUUAUGA
Messenger RNA from Babesia ovata, 2592 nucleotides. RefSeq lists its product as uncharacterized. Lineage: Eukaryota; Apicomplexa; Aconoidasida; Piroplasmida; Babesiidae. The record is from RefSeq and is a predicted model, not a curated record. The transcript has 3 exons. Bases 1 to 2592 code for a protein of 863 amino acids.